AUGUUCCGAACAGCACUUCUCAGGUCCGCCCGGUCCGCUGUCCGCGCUGCCCCACGAUGCCAGGCCGCAAUGGCUCGCCCCGUUGCGCGAAGCUCUUUCGUUCAGCCAAAGCAAAUGAACCCCUCCGUAUACUUCCAGGCUGUACGAUGCUACGCCGCGAGCGCUGGUCUGUCAAAAGAUGAGGUCACUGGCAGGAUAAUGGACCUUCUGAAGAACUUCGACAAGGUCACCGAUGCCUCCAAGUUGAACGGCGAAUCGCACUUCCACAACGACCUCGGUCUCGACAGUCUGGAUACCGUAGAAGUAGUCAUGGCGAUUGAGGAGGAGUUCAGCAUUGAAAUCCCCGACAAGGAGGCCGAUGCCAUCCACAGCGUCAAGCAAGCAGUGGAUUACAUCAUGGCUCAGCCCGAUGCUCACUAA
Messenger RNA from Alternaria arborescens, 420 nucleotides. RefSeq lists its product as hypothetical. NCBI's taxonomy places the organism in Eukaryota, Fungi, Ascomycota, Dothideomycetes, Pleosporales, Pleosporaceae. The transcript has 6 exons. The record is from RefSeq and is a predicted model, not a curated record. The coding region runs from base 1 to 420 and encodes 139 amino acids. Gene Ontology annotation, biological process: fatty acid biosynthetic process. Gene Ontology annotation, cellular component: mitochondrion. Gene Ontology annotation, molecular function: acyl carrier activity; acyl binding.